Molecule: messenger RNA, 1917 nt
Organism: Mesorhabditis spiculigera
Lineage: Eukaryota; Metazoa; Nematoda; Chromadorea; Rhabditida; Rhabditidae
Source: the annotation of a GenBank genome assembly
AUGGACUCGUCGGUUUGCAGCGACAUGACGCGCGAGGCGCUCGGCGACCUCUACGGCUUCAACCAAUACAAGAAUCAACUAUUCGCCAAUCAAUUCGAAUACGAUGCCGUCCACCUGCUCGGCGUCGUCGAGCGGUAUCAACAAAAGUGGAAGCAUGCCGACCAGCUCGCCAACGACUUGGACGACAAAUGCCGACAACACGAGGAUGCCGCCUUCGCCAAGGACGAGAGGAUUCGGAAGCUUGAAGCGGAGCUGAAGGAUGCCCGCGCGCAACUCGCUGCGCAGCUUUCGGAGAGCAACGCGCUCAAGUUGGACCUGAAGGACCUGGAGGCGAAAUUCAAGCUCGUCCAGGGCAUAGUGCGCAAGCAGCUGCCCGAGCUGUCGUCGACGGAUCGGCAACAGCUCGCCUUCCUCAACGACGACCGCCAAAUCCAGCGCACGCACAGCAAGCGGCUGAAGAAGAACCCGCUCACCGACCACAGCUCCGAGGACUCGCUGAAUGGCGGCCGCUCGGAGGGCAGUCUCGACUACACGCGCGGAUCCGAUGACGACGAAGAUGUCAUUGAGCACAUGCAGACUACCAGGACGACGACACGCGUCUACCGUCGAUCCGGGGCCCUGGCCGGUUCUGACGUUGAGAGGCGCCGGUCUCGCUCGGCAUACACGCGGCCCGGAAAGAGGAGCCACAGCAAGUCGACGGCAGCCCUGGAGGAACGCCCGGAAGGAGAGCUGCCCAAGAAACGAUCGUUCCUCCAAGCCGCUCACCCGCCACCGGUAGCUGCUCGUGCGACGACCAGCGUCAAGCAUCGCGUCAGCCUCAACCGCAGCUACAGCGCCGACGAUCUGCUCCGGGAUGUGCCGAAUUUUAAAAAGGUGCUGACACCGACGAUGGCCUCGAGCAGUACAGACAUUCGCCGUGCCGUGGGCCCGGCCUGGACCGGAGGCCGCCCGAUCGCCGAGCGUCCGCACACCUUCGUGCCGUUCAGCGCCUACGUGCGCGUCAAGUCGUGCGACGUCUGCAACGGGGCGAUCCAUUUUGGGGGACGGGCCUCGUUCAAAUGUCAAGAUUGUCAUCAGCUGUGCCACUCGUCCUGCAAGGCUCGUCUUCCGAUCCCCUGUGUCCCGCGCACGCCGAAGACGCCGACAAGAAAUAAGGGACAAGGCAUCGUGCUGACCGACUAUUGCCCGGCCACCUCUCCAAUGAUCCCCUACCCGAUCAUCCACUGCGUCGUGGCACUCGAGCGACGGGGCUGCCUCUCCCACGAGGGUCUCUACCGGAUCCCCGCCCUCCAAGGUCUCAGCAAGCGUCUCCUCAAUGAGCUCAUCUCCACACGCGCCAUCCCCAAGAUGGACAUGCACGACCCGGAGGUGAUCGCCGACACGAUCAAGGGUUUCCUGCGCAACCUGAACGACUCGCUGAUCCCGCGCACGUCGAUCGCCGAAUUCGUGGACGCCGUGCAGAAGAAGGACGACGACCUCCUCAACAAGUACAUCAAGGGGUUGCCGCAGCCGCAUCGCGACACGCUGGCCUAUCUCUGCCUCCAUUGGCAGCGCGUCGGCGCGUGCUCCGAGGUGAACAAAAUGCCCGUCGAGAACAUUGCCCGUUGCGUGGCCCCGUCUAUCAUGAAGUACAUGCCGAGCGGGGCGGAGCUGAUCGGCGCCCAAGAGACGGUACGGCUACACGUCGAGGUGGUGACGGUGCUGCUGAAGAAGCCGCAAAAGGAGUGGCAGGACCUGUUGAGCCAGUCGACGGCCCCGCGCAACUUUUGCGGCACGAUGGAUUCGAGGAUCGAGAUGGCUAGGCUGACCGAGACGCCGCCGAUGGACAAGAGCAUCCUGGGGCCCGUGUCGACGCCCAUCGCCCCGCCCUCGACUACUCGUUUCCGGCCGCGUACCCGCCUAUUCGAUUCGCCGUGU